UCCUUCCGAAAAAGAUUUUAAAUCAAAAUCAGCAAAACCCUAAACCCUAAAACACUCGCGCGACGCGUCUCCUUCCUUUCCUCUGGUCGACAAGUGAAACAAUAUGGUUUCUGAGAAAAAAUCAAAGAAAAUUCCUGUGUGGGAUUUGCCUGAUAUCCCCAAAGGUGAGCUGCCGCCGCACAUUCAAUUGCAGAGGACCCGCGUCUCUUGCACUCUCGAUGCCCCAACUCAUACCGAGAAUGUACAAUACUCGGGUGCUUAUGCGGCGAUGGGAGUGGAUAACAGUUUGAGACUGCCGGAGUUUCGCAACAAUUUUAAGGUUGAAGUGAUUAGUCUCACGGAGGAUGACAUGGAGUUCGAUAUGAUUGGUAUUGAUGCUUCUAUUGCAAAUGCUUUUCGAAGAAUCCUCAUAGCUGAGCUCCCCACCAUGGCUAUUGAAAAGGUUUUUAUUGCAAAUAACACCUCAGUGAUACAAGAUGAGGUGCUCUCCCACAGACUGGGUCUUGUCCCACUUAAAGUUGAUCCAAGACACUUCAAUUAUAUGUCAGAAAAGGAUGAACCAAAUGAGAAAAAUACCAUUGUAUUUAAACUUCAUGCACGUUGUGAGAAAGGGGGGUCACGUAUUAAAGUGAAGUCCAAUGAACUAAAGUGGUUGCCCAAUGGCAGUGAGUUCACACUAAGUACAGAGAAAUCAAAUCAAGAUUCGACAUCAAAGCCAAAAACUUACACUUCUUUCGGUUGUAGUCAGGAUUCCAUGCCAGAAUUUGCAAACAACCCAAUUGCCACCAAGCAUGGGGAUAUAAUUCUUGCUAAACUUGGACCCAAACAGGAAAUUGAGCUGGAAGCACAUGCUGUGAAAGGAAUGGGCAAGACACAUGCUAAGUGGUCGCCUGUAGCCACUGCUUGGUACAGGAUGCUGCCUGAGAUUGUUUUGUUAGAAGAAAUUGUGGAUGAAAAGGCUGAAGAACUUGUCAAGAAAUGUCCUGUAAAAGUGUUUGACAUUGAAGAUAUUGGUAAAGGUUCUAAAAGAGCAACAGUGGCAAGGCCUAGAUCUUGUACCCUCUGCCGUGAAUGCAUCAGAGGAGAUGAUUGGGAAAAGCUUGUGGCCGUUCGGCGAGUAAAAGAUCAUUUCAUCUUUACAAUUGAAUCUACGGGAGCAUUGCCCCCUGAAGUAUUGUUCACUGAAGCGGUGAAGAUUCUGGAAGACAAGUGUGAGCGGGUGAUAAGUGAGCUCUCGUGAGGCAACUCGGAAGGAAAGUUUUCCAGGGACAAUCAAAGUAUAAUCCAGGAAAAGGAGUACAAUAUCAACUUUAGAGGCUCGUGAAUUAAAGAAUGUUAAAUCCUCAGAAAUCACAUGUGAAGAGCAUAUAGUGCUAGACAAAUAUAUCCAUGUAAUCUGCUCCAAUUAGAGAAGCAUUUUCCUAAGAUUCUUGUCUGCAGGUUAAAUCACAUUAUUAUAUUUUAGGAACAUCUUUGCAUGAAUUUGUUUGGCAUUUUACCUUUUUCUCAUCUCAGACUCUCUUAGCAAGUUUUGAGCAGUUAUGUAAAUUCAAACGAAAUUUGGUCUUGAUUAUUCUACAAUCUACAUGAUGAAUUUGCUGUA
Salvia hispanica is the source of this 1603-nucleotide messenger RNA. RefSeq lists its product as uncharacterized. Gene Ontology annotation, cellular component: RNA polymerase III complex; RNA polymerase I complex. Lineage: Eukaryota; Viridiplantae; Streptophyta; Magnoliopsida; Lamiales; Lamiaceae. Gene Ontology annotation, molecular function: DNA binding; protein dimerization activity. The record is from RefSeq and is a predicted model, not a curated record. Gene Ontology annotation, biological process: DNA-templated transcription.